Molecule: messenger RNA, 2007 nt
Organism: Manihot esculenta (cassava)
Lineage: Eukaryota; Viridiplantae; Streptophyta; Magnoliopsida; Malpighiales; Euphorbiaceae
Exons: 4
Coding region: 1-2007 (668 amino acids)
Source: RefSeq, a predicted model, not a curated record
AUGGAUGCCAAAUUCUCAACUUUGAUAAUCGGAUCCCUUUUUGGAUCUCUACCCAUGAAUGGGUUGUUGGAUAUAGACAUUCCCUGUUGUGGGCCGAGCUCUUCCGACGUGAAAAUGGACCAGAUCAAGCCUCCGAAGAACCUUAUACUGUCCCGGGAGAGCAUGGACGCUGCUCUGGAUGCUCUCUUAGCUGGGCAAUCUGUGAAGGAGGCUACUCAAAGAGUAGCCGAGGCUAUUUCUUCCAGGUCGGUUACUCGACCUCCUCCUCCCCCAGCAUCUUCUCAGGCUCCUAGACCGAGUUCCCGACGUAGCAAGUCGUCUCGGCCCUCUAUCCGCAGCAGAUCGAGCUCGGCUCACCAGUCUUCUCAAGCCCCCCAGCCUCGACGCUCUUCUAGUGAGAGGACGGAAGAGGCUCCAAGAGUUAUUUCUGAAGUGGCUGAGGAAACCGGGCUGAUGAGGACGGACCCUAUCCUUCCUCCUGUGGAUGCUUCUGCUGUGGGACUUGAGGUCUCCAUUACUGAAGAGGAAGCUCCAGGAAAAAGAAAAGAGGUUAUUCUUGUAGACGAAGAUGUUGAGGAGGCCCCUACCGGAGAUGCCCCUGCUCCUGAUGAGGUUGGAUCUGGCCUUGCCAGUAAUGGAGGUGUCACAGAGAAGGCUGGGGACAAGCAGGACAUCACCCACCAGUCUCCCGCAAGUGUUGUCGCUGAAAUUAUCAAGGAGCGAAUGUUUGGUGGCGCCACAGAGGCUUCAGACCCACACUUGCUUGCUCUCACUGGUCUUCUAGCUAGUUCUACCAGGGAGCAGGCAGCGUUCCGUUCUCGACCUCGGGGGGAGCUGGGAGAUACGAUCAGGGAGAUGCUCCUGAUGGUGGACGCUCGUGACCACUCUCUCCAGGAGUCUGUGGAUCGCCGGGUUGAGGAGGCCCGUUUAGAGGAAAAUCUGUCUACCACCAGUGAUGCCCGGGGUAAUCUGGCCGCAGCCCAUGAGCAUGCCAAGUCCCUAGAGGCAGAGUUAUCUCACGCCCGGAGGGUUCUUAAAGAGUCUGACGAGAGGGCAGUUGCAGCAGAGGUCCGUUGUGAGGAAGUUCUAAAGCAUCUGUCCUCCGCAAUGGAUGCUCUGCAUGAGAGGGACGAGGCCGUGAGCCAGAAGGAGGAGGUCCAGCGCCAGCAUGAGCAGCUGAAGGUAAAAUUCGAUGCCGUGCUGGCUCAAAAGAGUGAAGCCGUAGCUCGGGUUGUGGUCUUGAAGCAGGAGCUGAGCAAGCAAGCUAAUAGUGUUAAGGGCUUGACUUUGGCGGCAGAGGAGUCCAAACUUCAGAAUCAGCAACUCUGCCAACAAGUCAAAGCCCUAGAGAUGAGGUGCUUAGCUCUGCUUGAAGAGGUCAAAUUGGCUGAGGACAGGGUCCAGCUGGAGGUCGAGAAGUGUCUAAAGGAGUAUAAGGAGUCCCCCGAGCUGAAGAAGGAGAUCCAGCAGGCCUGUGAAGCUCACCUCCAGGAUUAUAGAAGUUCUUCUGAAUUUAAAGCCAAGAUAGCUGAGGUCUGUGAGAAGCGACUUGCGAAAUUCAAAGGCUCUGAUGAAAUGAAAAUUGCCGUAUGGAAUAAGGGCUUCCGCAUGUUCGUCUCUGGGUACAAUCGGGGCCUAAGGACAGCCAGAUACGCCCCCUCUACUCCGUUGGCUGAACUCCGAGCUGCCGAGGAAGACUCUGAUGGCGAGGAGGUGCUUUAUGGGGAGGAUGAUAGACCUUUGCCCAAAGGAGCUCCUCGUACUGCAGCUGGGCCUUCUGAGGCAGGCGCCGAGCUGGGAGAUGGAGAUGCUGGGUCUCGGGGGCUAGAGGUCGUGCCUUUUGUGGGCAUUGGGGGGUCUGAGCCAGAAGGUGUUGGGCCUCCCAUAGACAGUAAUGUAGAUAAUGUAAAUGUAGAUAGUACAGAAGGUAAUGUAGAUGUUCAUACCCCUAGACAUGUAAGUCCUUUAAGGACUGUUUUUCCUUCAGUAGAGCAGACUGUAAAGUAG